AAAGACUUGGGAGACAUGGGAACAGAAGAAAUCAACGCAAAUAUCCCGACAGACGCAAGAGACGAUUCAAUGGCUUUUUCUGGAAUCCCGCAAAAMCCAAGUCCAUGUUUACCCGUCGAUAGUUCUUCUAGUAACAUUCAAAGCAAUCCACCUUCCGUGUUAACCGAGUUCAAYGAAGUUACYGCAAACAUUGAUGACGCAGUUGUCAUGAUAUCAAGCGAUGGUGAAGAAAUCAUGUCUUCUCUAAAGCGCCUGCGCGAGACAUCGUUGGAUCUCAUUCUUGAUUCCGAAACCAGGCCUAAAAAAAUACAAACUAUGAAUUCAGUUGAAGACGCAACAGUGCAAAAUAAUUGUAACGUUUCUCAAAGAAAGGAAUUUUCUGGCGGCAAUGUUAGUGUAGCGGAGGCAACGACAGAAGAUCACAAUGAAGAAGAUCCAGGGUUGGGCGUGUUUCGCUGYGGUCAAUGCGACAAARUCUUCGCUCAGAAAUCUGUGCUGCAGAUUCACAUUUGCACACGCUCUCCUAAUAAGCCCUUUCAGUGCGGGUUUUGUGGGGUUGCAUUCGCGAAUCCCAAUGAUCUGCGUGUCCAUGCUAGUGGUCAUUGUAACGAGAAGCCUUUCAAGUGCGGGUAUUGCUUUCGAUCGUUUUCUGGCGCUACCACACUGAAUAAUCACAUUCGUACGCAUACUGGAGAAAAGCCAUUUAUCUGUGAAAAGUGUGGGAGAACCUACUCCCAGGGAUCGCAACUCAGUAAACAUCUUCGUCUUUCAAACUGUUACAAACAUGUUGAAGACAUAACAUCAAAAAUCAUGUGAUUGCAUACUGGAGAAAAGCUAAUGAUCUGAGAAAAGUGAACAAAAACAUUUUACUCUUUAAAAAAAACUUGUUCGUUCAGGCGCGGCUCUAUACAGAGGGCUUCUCAGUGUUAAGGUCAAGUCAUUACUCCAGCUUCAUAUUAGCAACAUUAACCAGUGUUUCACGUACCAUCUAUGCACCAUGAGUUCGUAAGGUUGCUGAUAACACACGCUAUAAUUUUAAAUUGUGACAAAUUUCCGCUCUAAUAUAUUGCGCUGGUAACGCAAUACACCGACAGGGCAGAAAAACGA
Actinia tenebrosa (Australian red waratah sea anemone) is the source of this 1107-nucleotide messenger RNA. RefSeq names its product putative histone-lysine N-methyltransferase PRDM6. Gene Ontology annotation, biological process: regulation of gene expression. Gene Ontology annotation, cellular component: nucleus. The record is from RefSeq and is a predicted model, not a curated record. Lineage: Eukaryota; Metazoa; Cnidaria; Anthozoa; Actiniaria; Actiniidae. Gene Ontology annotation, molecular function: protein binding.